AUGGCCAACGGCGCUCAUGGCACACCCGUACUGCCCGCGCCGAGGCGAGCUGUACUUUCAGCACAGCAGGCGUCAGGGAGAGCACCACCCUCAUAUGACGAACUGUACCCUCCCUCGCCAGGCCCUUCGUCUCGACGCCAGCCGACGGCCCUCUGCCCGUCACCACCAAAAGGUAUGGACCGGCUCGUGGCAGCCAUGUGGCAUAACGAGAAUCUGAGCCCGCUCCACUCAUUGCCAGAUAGUGCCCUCAUCAACAUCAUUAGUAUGCUGGAUAACAGCAGUGUUGAUUGCUUUAGGCGGGUGGCACGUCGAUUUCCGCCCCUCUGCGUGCGCGAGGUUAUGAGCCCACUGCGAGGGCCCCACAAACAACUAUCCGAGACGGGACCUCUGAAUUGGCCGAGUUUCGGGGCACCCGAGUCGUCACCCCGGCCCGCUUUCCUGGACCUUAUCGACCGGGAUGAGUACUGUAGUGGCUGCCAGGCGGCCCGGAGGUCGUCCCGGUGGAAGCAGAGACUCGCCGGGCUGACCGAGAAUUACAUCCACUGCUCCAAGUGUGGUGCAGAUCACCCCGCCUGCCUAUUCUCAGCCAAAAUGCGCCUCAUACCGUCCCGGCUCCGGUAUUGCAUUGCUCACCAAGGCUUUAUGCGUGUUUGUGAGCAUGACGAAGGUGCCAUUACUCUCUCUCAUCUCUCUGGCCUCGUAUCGGAAUGCCUACCCCGCAGCAGACGGCCAUGGCAGCAAGAGGUUUCUACACGGCAGACUGUUCCCUGUAGACACAAGAGCCACCUGUUGCUCUGCGCAAAUGACCAAGGGGGAGUGUUUCUCAACUCGAGUCAUACCUGUGGAUCUCAAAGGAGACUUUGCAUUAGUUACUAUCGGCCUGGGAUCGCGGCGUAUGUUGAGCAUCCCGGCUGUUUCCAUCUGGCCUGGACGGCUCACGUACCAUACGACGGGCAAAUAAGCACACUACGUCCAAGGCUAGAGGAGACCUAUAGAAAUGCUGGGAAAUAUAUCGUCCCGUGCUCGGCUAAAGACAAGGAAACGCCUGCCCUCCGCUGUUUCGACCCAAACGACUGCCGCUGUGUCCAUUUUGAUGGGAGUGAGAACGUGCGGUGGGAGUGGGAGCGCGGUCCUUGGUUGCUAGGACCAACUCACUGCAUCAUGGACCCCGACAAACGCCUGGACACGCCGCCGCCGCCGGAAGCGCCCGAGUCGACUACAGCCAAGAUGAUGCGCCUCUUCAAGAUCAAGCGACCUCCGCCGCACACGUGUGCGGCAGACCAGAAGCGCCACCAGUGCCGUGUCGAGAAGAUGCCUUUCAACCGGGGCGUGGGAGAAAGCGUCGUGGAUGUCAGGCCUUGUCACUCUAGUAAGGACUGUCUCAAGGUUGAUUAUAUCAGAGACUUUCUUACGCACUUUAACGGUAGGAUUACGUCGCAGUGGUACAACGCCCUUAACCCAGAGUCAUAUGACAUCACGGAGGAUGAAGACGGGCUCAAUGUAUUUUGGUGCCGCACGGCUGGCUGUCGUAAUUAUUACAGAGGGCCCGGGGUCCUGAAUUAUGCUGGAAUCCUCCGCGAUCACGGCUUUCAUAGAGAGUGCCGGCCUGGAGACUGUCCGUAG
Diaporthe batatas is the source of this 1623-nucleotide messenger RNA. RefSeq lists its product as uncharacterized. Bases 1 to 1623 code for a protein of 540 amino acids. The record is from RefSeq and is a predicted model, not a curated record. The transcript has a single exon. Lineage: Eukaryota; Fungi; Ascomycota; Sordariomycetes; Diaporthales; Diaporthaceae.